This is a messenger RNA of Daucus carota subsp. sativus, 1815 nucleotides long. Its product is annotated as tetrahydroberberine oxidase-like. The record is from RefSeq and is a predicted model, not a curated record. The transcript has a single exon. Bases 80 to 1717 code for a protein of 545 amino acids. Lineage: Eukaryota; Viridiplantae; Streptophyta; Magnoliopsida; Apiales; Apiaceae. Gene Ontology annotation, molecular function: oxidoreductase activity; FAD binding.
CUCACAUCACAUUCUCCACAAAAACAUAAACAUUAUACAACCAAAACAAGUAUUCUAAAGUAAGAAAGAUUCAGAGAAUAUGAAGAUCUCCGUUUGUUCAAUGUUGUCAAUCUUUUGUGUUCUCUCCCUUUUAUCCUUUUCAUCAGCAGCAAAUCCCAAAAAGACUAAUUCUGGUCAAGAUUUUGUUCAGUGUCUUAUUCGUUCAAGUUCAACUUCCAUAUCCAAAGUUAUUUACACAUCAGAAAACUCUACCUACACUUCUGUCUUGAAGUUCUCCAUUAAUAACCUCCGGUUCGACACUCCGAGUACUCCGAAACCUAUUGUUAUUGUCAAACCUGAGGCCGAAUCGCAGAUCCAGACUGUCAUUUAUUGCUGCAAGAAGCAUGACAUUCAGAUGAGGAUUCGAGGCGGGGGACAUGACUACGAAGGCCAAUCCUACGUAGCCCAAGUCCCGUUUGUUGUCGUCGAUAUGAUUAAUCUUCGGUCUAUCGAAGUUGAUCCUGUAAAAGCUACUGCAUGGGUUCAAGCCGGUGCAACGCUUGGGGAACUCUAUUACAGGAUUGCUGAGAAGAGUAAUACACUUGGAUUUCCAGCUGGAAUUUGGUCGACAGUGGGUGUGAGCGGACUCGUUAGCGGUGGGGGAUAUGGUACAUUGAGACGCAAGUAUGGCCUUGCUGCUGAUAACGUGCUCGAUGCACGCUUGAUUGAUGCCAACGGCAGAAUUCUUGAUAGAAAAUCAAUGGGAGAAGAUCUGUUUUGGGCCAUCAGAGGAGGCGGAGCUUCUAGUUUCGGUGUCAUUCUUUCCUGGAAACUGCACCUAGUUUCCGUUCCAAAAAUUGUCACCGUGUUCCAAACAGCCAGAACUCUAGAGCAGAAUGCAACUGAAAUUCUUCACCGGUGGCAAACUGUGGCCCCGAGGCUCCCCAAAGACGUUGAAAUGCGAGUUGCAGUCAACCCAAUUUGGACGAAUCUGCCUAAUGAGCCCCAGAAAACGGUUCAGGACGAUGGUACUCCGAGUCUCAAUGGUACGAAAACCGUGAGUGUGAAUUUUAUAGGACAGUUUCUUGGACGAAAAGAAAAGCUACUGUCGAUGAUGAACAAAAGGUUCCCCGAAUUAGGCUUGGAGGCCGAAUCGUGCUUUGAAGUCAGUUAUAUUCAAUCGGUGCUCCUCUUCUCUCUGUUCCAGGCCACCGAUUCUCCUCUCGGCUUGUUGAACAGAACUGCCUACAAAAUUGCGUUUAAGGCCAAGUCCGACUACGUGAACAAGCCUAUACCGAAAGAAGGCCUGGAAGGUUUGUGGAAAGUCCUUCUCGAACAAGAGCCGGGAAGAACGAAUUUCCUCCUUACAUCCUACGGGGGGAAGAUGGCUGAAAUAUCAGAAUCGGCAAUUCCAUUCCCUCACAGAGCAGGAACUCUGUACAUGAUGUACAUGAGAGUCCGGACUGACGGAGACACGUCAGAUUCAAUCAAGUGGAUCAGAGGCUUGUACAAGUACUUGACUCCUUACGUUACCAGCAAUCCAAGAACUGCCUAUCUAAAUUACAAUGAUCUGGAUCUGGGAUUGAACAAGCCACACGGGAAAACCAGCUAUAAGCAAGCUAGCAUAUGGGGUAAAAAGUACUUCAAGAAUAAUUUCGAUAGGCUGGUGAUAAUCAAAUCGAUCGUGGAUCCUGAUAACUUCUUUAGGCAUGAACAGAGUAUUCCUCCUUUUGCUUAGUAGUCUUAUUUUCGCAGUUGGUACAAUCAAGUCCCCUGAUGCAAUUUUUUUGUUAAAUUGUAACUGUAAAUUUACUAAUCACAAGGCCCUUCCGAAUC